Brachypodium distachyon (stiff brome) is the source of this 924-nucleotide messenger RNA. RefSeq names its product germin-like protein 1-2. Gene Ontology annotation, cellular component: cell wall. The record is from RefSeq and is a predicted model, not a curated record. The transcript has a single exon. The coding region runs from base 100 to 765 and encodes 221 amino acids. NCBI's taxonomy places the organism in Eukaryota, Viridiplantae, Streptophyta, Magnoliopsida, Poales, Poaceae. Gene Ontology annotation, molecular function: manganese ion binding.
ACUGCGAUUCCACGGAGCCAAACGGCAGGGGAGCAAUUCGUGUGAGCAUAGGACUUUACGAGUCAGUAGACUCCUAGGAUCGAUACUUCCACCUGAUCGAUGGCAUCGGCUCGCUACGUCACGCUCCAGGUGCUGGUCACGCUGGCCCUGGCCACGGCGCCCUGGGUCGUUCUCUCAGACCCGCCGCCGCUUCAGGACUUCUGCGUGGCCGACCUGACGGGCACGACGUCGCUCGACGGGUUCCCGUGCAAGCCAGCGGCGUCGGUGGUGGACGACGACUUCUUCUCGGGCGCCAUGAUCUCCGCGGGCGACACCGGCAACCCUUUCGGCGUCAACUCCACACGCGCCACGGUGUCGGCCUUCCCGGGCCUGAACACGCUGGGGCUCUCCAUCACGCGCACCGACCUGGCCCCAGGCGGCCUGAACCCGCCGCACUCGCACCCGCGCGCCUCGGAGCUCGUGCUGGUGCUCAAGGGCGAGGUCAUGGUGGGCUUCACCUCCGGGCUCAACCGGCUCUACUCCAAGGUGGUGAAGGAGAACGAGCUCUACGUCGUGCCCCGCGGCCUGCAGCACUUCCAGCUCAACGUCGGCACCGGCGACGCCGUGUUCAUGGCCAUGUUCGACGCACAGUCCCCCGGCGUCAUCGUUCCGACGUUCUCGCUCUUCUCCACCAAGCCGGCCAUGCCCAUGGAGGUGCUCACCAAGACGUUCCUCAUGGACGAGGACGAAAUCAGCGCCCUCAAAACCAAGUUCGCCCCAUUCUGAGUUUCUGACCCUGCAUGCUAUUGGUGUUCGAUCCGAGCGGUUCAGCUGCUGCUGAUGCUACCCACUGGCCAGUACCCCUUUUCGUUUUAAGCGUGUGUAUGGCGUUGUCUAUGUAUCCGACCGACUUUCUUCCGACUAAUCGUUUUAUGUGUUUGCUUU